Ictalurus punctatus (channel catfish) is the source of this 6585-nucleotide messenger RNA. It is a transcript of the gene slc4a2a, whose product is annotated as solute carrier family 4 member 2a. Gene Ontology annotation, cellular component: apical plasma membrane; basolateral plasma membrane; plasma membrane. Gene Ontology annotation, biological process: bicarbonate transport; regulation of intracellular pH; transmembrane transport. Gene Ontology annotation, molecular function: solute:inorganic anion antiporter activity; monoatomic anion transmembrane transporter activity. Lineage: Eukaryota; Metazoa; Chordata; Actinopteri; Siluriformes; Ictaluridae. The record is from RefSeq and is a predicted model, not a curated record. The coding region runs from base 830 to 4543 and encodes 1237 amino acids. The transcript has 23 exons.
AACAUCAGCAGCCCUUCCUGUCUUACAGAACUGUUUCCUGUUCAUACCGAUUUCGCUUAUUUCGCCAGCGAAAAAUCCGCAAGCAGCCGCAGCCACGUCUCGCGUCGGGACCGCUUCGAUCCGGGGCUGCGAGCGCUAGGAAUGUGACUCUCUCGUCCUCUAUCACGUUGCAGGUCCCGGACUGGCGGAGAGGACGGGCUCUGCCGUUACACAGGAUCUAUCGAAACAGCAGUGACUUUGGCUUGUCCUGAGAACUAUGGAUGAUUCAGCGCUUUUUUUUUUUUUUUGGUCUUUUUUGCAUGAUCCGCACUUGCGAGUUCUAAAUACAGCGUAUAAAGGAAGUUACUUUAAUAUCGUCACGGGAUUAGAACGUUGAAUUCGAGAUGUGUGAAUACUUAAAUGAAUAAGAUUAGACAUUCUCGCUACGGGUCCACUAGGAAUGGACGUAACUGGGGACAUCUGUGUGGGUCGAUGUAAUUAACGUUGAAUUCGUCGACAUUAAAUGCGUGACUUUUAUUUUAUCAGGUGAUUUCAUCUCGCGGCGUCGACGCGCCGGUUAACGUUCUGGUCGGACGUCGGGACGGCCGUGGGAUGGUUGUUGGUGCCAGACAGGCCCGGUCUGAGCGUUUCAGAAACACCUGGGACGUUCACGCAUAACUGGAGUGUACAGUUUACACCGAAUGAUGUGGGACGGGGUGGAGGGGCAUCCAGUGACCAUCCAGUUAUGCUGUCCGAAACCUCCCAGCUGAGUCUGAGCAAAAGAGAAAAAGGCUAACGUACAAUCACAGAGACGCACGCACGCACGCGCACGCACACAGCACACCAAGCCAUGAGUGAUUCUCAGGACACUGGAGACGCCGUCGCCGCUACUGGACUGGCUGGACAUUUCCCGGCCGCAGCCGUGCCCGUUUCUCCCCGUCGGCACGGCGACGACAUCAACGACGAAGACGACGGGGACCUGAACAAGACCCUGGGAGUGCAGAGCUUCCAGCAGAUCCUCUCCCCGGCACCGCGGCUACCGGCCGAGCAGCACCGCACCUUCAACCAGGAGGACUUGGAGGCCCACCGCCACUUGCCGCUGCACAUCCAUCACCCGCUAUCCAAACGGCUGCCCUCUGAGAGCCGGGGCAAAAAGAGCGGGCGCAAGAGGAAGAGCGGGAGGAGGCGGGGCUCGGCCAGCAGCGGCGGAGCUCCCACUAUAGAGGAGGAUGAGCAAGAGGAAGAAGUAGAGGAGGACCACUGCAGCCCACAGGAUGGAGAAGGCAACGUCACCACGCCUACAUCAGAUAACGAUACAGAUGCUCACGCAGAGCCAGUGCAGUUCUUUAUGUGCGAUGAAGACUCCAACGGUGCUACCGUGGUCAAAAAUAACCUGGGUACUCCAGCUCGCCAGCUCGUUAUUGUCCCCGAGUCGGCCCUACACAAGAGCGGCGCUAGCACCGAGGACGCCACUACAACUGACAGCGUCGACGGCGCGUGCGUGCAGCCCAACGGUAGGACGGCGUCCGUUCCGUCGGGGUUCCCGCUCCUGUCUCCGGACGCCAGCUCGAGGUUGGCGCGCAGCUACGACCUGCAGGAGCGCCGGCGCACGGGGGACGUGACCGCCACCGAACUGGCACGCUACCGGUGCAUGCCGACCGACGAGAGCGAAGCACAGAUGUUGGCCACCGUCGACCUGGACGGCAUGAAAAGUCACCGGUUUGAAGAUGUCCCCGGCGUGCGGCGUCACCUGGUCAGGAAGUGCAGCAAGGGGCAGGUGGUUCACAUCAGCAAGGACCACAGGGAGCCCAGCGGCCGCAGCCGCAAACAGGACAGAACCCCGCACGAGGUGUUCGUGGAGCUGAACGAGCUGGUGAUGGAUAAGAAUCAGGAGAUGCAGUGGAGAGAGACGGCUCGCUGGAUCAAGUUCGAGGAGGACGUGGAGGAGGAAACGGACCGCUGGGGCAAACCACACGUAGCCUCGCUGUCAUUCCGCAGCCUGCUCGAGCUGCGUCGGACCAUCUCACACGGUGUCGUACUGCUGGACCUGGACCAGAGGACGCUGCCUGGUAUCGCUCAUCAAGUGGUGGAACAGAUGAUCAUCUCCGACCAGAUCCGAGCAGAAGACCGAGCCAACGUGCUCCGGGCGCUGCUUCUCAAACACAGCCACCCGAGCGACGGGAAGGAGCACAGCUCGUUCCACAGGAACAUCUCAGCGGCGAGUCUCACCUCUCUGAUGCCUCAUCACCAUAGCAACAACCACGUCGCACCUCCGGAACCUACCGCUGCUGACCCGCUCAUAGCAGGAACCGCCGAAUCCGACUCCAACCACUGCGUCGACAUCGACAAGAACGAGAAAGAUACUUCUCUAAUGCUGGGCUUGCACAAAUCCAAAUCUAAGCACGAGCUCAAGCUUCUGGAAAAGAUCCCGGAAAACGCCGAGGCCACCGUCGUGCUUGUGGGCAGGGUGGACUUCCUGGACCAGCCGACCAUGGCUUUUGUGCGUCUGCAGGAGGCGGUGCUGCUGGAGUCGGUGCUGGAGGUGGCGAUACCAGUGCGCUUCAUGUUCGUCCUCCUCGGCCCGCCCAUCGCCAACAUGGACUACCAUCAGAUCGGGCGCUCCAUAUCCACCCUGAUGUCUGACAAACAAUUUCACGAGGCAGCAUAUUUGGCAGAUGAGCGCGGCGACCUCCUGACAGCCAUUAACAGCUUUCUGGACUGCAGCAUCGUGCUUCCUCCAUCAGAGGUAGGAGGCGACGAGCUGCUGCACUCCGUGGCCCGAUUCCAGCGAGAGAUGCUGCGCAAGAGACACGAGCAGGAAGUCAAAUUACAGGCCAAGGAACCCAAGAGGCCAGAGGACGAGGCUCUUUUACCCCCGAGUAAACCCGUAGCUGACCCCCUGCGGAGGACGGGACGGCUGUUUGGUGGGGCUAUACGAGACGCACGCAACCGUUACCCCAAAUACCUCAGCGACUUUAAGGAUGCCCUCAACCCUCAGUGCAUGGCUGCUGUCAUAUUCAUUUACUUUGCUGCCCUCUCUCCUGCCAUUACCUUUGGAGGACUGUUGGGCGAUAAGACCGAGGGCUUGAUGGGCGUGUCGGAGUUAAUCGUCGCCACUGCACUACAGGGGAUUUUGUUUAGUCUGCUUGGAGCUCAGCCCCUCCUCGUGGUUGGCUUUUCCGGACCUUUGUUAGUGUUCGAAGAGGCGUUCUAUUCUUUCUGUACGUCCUAUGGAAUGGAGUACCUGACGGGCCGGGUAUGGAUCGGGUUUUGGCUGGUAUUGAUCGUGGUGGUUACGGUGGCCUUCGAGGGAAGCUUCCUGGUGCGUUUCGUUUCCCGCUUCACGCAGGAGAUCUUCUCCUUUCUCAUCUCCCUCAUCUUCAUCUACGAGACCUUUGUGAAGCUUGCCAAGAUCUUCAAAGACCACCCUCUCACCUCUUGCGACAGCACAGCAGAAAAUAACACUACACCGGAGUUACUAGUCAACUCCAGCAGAACCCGAGACACGCCUGGGAAAGUAUUAAACCAGCCCAAUACAGCCCUGCUAUCCCUGGUGCUUAUGUCAGGAACCUUCUUCAUUGCCUUCUACCUGCGCAAGUUUAAGAACAGCGCCUUCUUCCCUGGCAGUCUCCGCAGGGUGAUUGGAGAUUUCGGUGUUCCCAUUGCUAUCUUCAUCAUGGUUUUGGUGGACCACAGCAUAAAAGACACCUUCACACAGAAGCUGAGCGUUCCGGACGGCUUCAACGUGACCAGCCCGGAGAAACGGGGCUGGGUGAUCAACCCGUUGGGCUCUGACGGUCAGUUCCCAGUCUGGAUGAUGGCUGCCAGCAUUCUGCCUGCCCUGCUCGUGUUCAUCCUCAUCUUCAUGGAGACACAGAUCACCACUCUUAUCGUGAGUAAAAAGGAGAGGAUGCUGGUGAAGGGGUCCGGCUUUCAUUUGGACCUGUUGAUCAUCGUAGCCGUGGGCGGGAUCUCGGCUUUGUUUGGCCUGCCCUGGCUGGCUGCCGCGACCGUGCGCUCCGUGACCCACGCCAAUGCACUUACUGUCAUGAGCAAGGCCGUGGCACCCGGCGAUAAACCACGCAUCCAGGAGGUGAAGGAGCAGAGGGUGACUGGAUUUCUGGUCGCGGUUCUCGUCGGUCUUUCUAUUGUGAUUGGGGAGGUGCUGAGGAAGAUCCCCAUCGCUGUUCUGUUUGGUAUUUUUCUCUACAUGGGGGUUAUGUCCCUCAAUGGCAUCCAGAUGACUGAGCGCAUGAUGCUGCUCCUGAUGCCUCCCAAAUAUCACCCAGACCAUAUGUACGUGCGGAAGGUGCGCACUCUACGGAUGCACCUUUUCACCGUUAUCCAGGUGGUGUGUUUGGCCGGGCUCUGGGCCGUCAUGUCCACCCAGGCCUCGUUAGCGUUUCCCUUUGUCCUCAUCCUCACCGUGCCCAUCAGGAGGUACCUGCUGCCGCGGAUCUUCACCCAGCGCGAGAUGCAGUGUCUUGACGCGGACGACUCGGAGCCCACGUUCAGCGUGGGGGAGGGGCAAGACGAGUACACAGACACGCACGUGCCAGUAUGACGCCGAUCGCGCCGACCUGACUGAUACUUAUUCUGAGUGGAAUCGCAGACGCAAUCCAUAGACUGUUCACUACCAUCUUCUCAAAGGCUUUGACCAAUCAGUGACCGUUAUCACUGUAGAUCUGUUCCUCGAAGCACGAGUGUCAUGCCUCCAGAAUCUUUUUUUAUAGCUUUGUGUCCAUCUCGAUUUUUUUUUUCGAAUCGAUAGUACAACUAUAUUAGCAUAUUAAAUGGUUUCCUGGUUGUCAGUUGCAGUUCCAGUUGUUUAUCCCAUGAGGUUUAGUGUGCACUAACACUAACUCACCAAGUGAGUACUAACACCCAGGUGUAUGUUUGUGUAGUGAGUGUGACACAUGACACCCCCACCCCCCCCCACCCCUUCCUCCUCCCCUACACGAAGCACUUUUGGACCAAUUAUAACGUAUUUGUUUGUUAUUGAUUUCUCAUCUUACUGAUACCAGGAUGAAAUGUAAUGUAGGUUGAACAAUUCUCAAUCGUCUGACUUUAUUUAGGUAGCAGAGCUAUUGGCAAGUGUUUAUUUUUAUUUUGGACCAGCACUGAAAAGAAAGCGAAACUCGGUGUUCUUUAAUGACUGUAUAUUUCAACUCUAUUGUGAACAAAUAUGCAAAGAUUUUGACUGUAACAUGCAAUUCUGUUGUCACCCCUCCCACCCACCAGGGAUGGUGAAUAUCCCCUGGAUAUCUUCUUGUGAGGCUAAGGAAGGGUGAAAUUAAAACGCUAGUUAGUUAUGUAAAUGUGCUUCCCUGCCAUUCGGAACCAGCACUAAUCGAACAAAUUACUUUGUUGUAAAUACUACAUCAUACGGUCGCUUUGGUAGGAGGUUCUCAGUAUGUAUGCGCACCCACACGAGAAGAGAUCCAGGUGAUGUUUACCGUCUCUGGCGGUUGUCUGGCGAUCACAGAACCACGCUUACGUAUAUAACUAGUGUUAUCGUUCUAUAUAUCUUUUAUAUAUUGAAAGCCAAAAAGUAUCAAGAGACCAGUGUAUAGAAACCUGCAUUAUUGCUGUAGGGAGUGUAGCCAUUCCCAAAAUAGGAAAAAAAAUCACCUGUAGGUGCGCAGGGUGUGUGUGUGUGUGUGUGUGUAUCAUCCAUUUUUAUGUGACUCAGUGCUUCAUUCUGAAAUUAAAUGGCUACUGAAUAUAUUUUUUAAUCGUUUCAAAUCAAUAGUAGCGUUUAGGACUAUAAAGGAACGUGAAAAGGGAUGAUGGUACUCACCGUUGCAGUUAGGUCAAGUAAUGACAUUUUACAGGGUUCUGUGGUAUUUUCCUGGCAAUGAUAAUAGGCCACAUCGUAAUACUAUAUUUCAAGUUUUAAAAUAAAGAUCUGAUUAAAACGUUUUGCGUAUACACGAGGCUUUUUAAAGAGCAAAACAAAAAUUUAAAAUGUAAUGCCUGUUUGUUGUAGUCUGUUGUGUGUAAUACUUUAUUAAAAGGUUUAAGAUCCAAAGAUGCAGUAAAAAGCUGAAAUCUUGAACAUUUCUGCAUUUUAUGAUUAUUAGUUGUUUUUUUUUUUUUUUUUUGGGGCCUAGUUUUAUCUUUGUACAUUGUCUGUCUGUCAGUGAUGUCAUACUUUUAAACAUUUAAUGGGUCAAAAGAUGGAUUAAUUGUUACAAGUGCAAUCUGUCUUACAUUCCAACUAUAACACUCAAACUGAUUUUUUUUCUUUCUUUUAUUUCUUCGAAAUCUUGAACAAAAUGAUAGUGUGUGUGAAACUGUACAUUUCCGUUUGCUCCUGUCAAAAACAGUUGUGUUUCAACCACUUGAGCUUUUGAUGUAGUGCCUUUUUUAAAUAUAAUAUUGCUGUAAAACAGGCCGGACGAAACUGUGUAGUUGCUUUUGCUUGAUGAUUAACGUGAAGCAGAAGGGACCUUGUUUGUUGUUGUACGAAUGAUGGUGAAGAGUGAGACGGUGUGAUUUGUGAGACUGGAACAAAGUGACUGUUUUGGGGCUGUGUGAACGCAGUAAUUCCUCUGUGUUUAUACACGGUGUAGACUCAAUAAAGCAACUCGACGUUUCUACCCA